Penicillium coprophilum is the source of this 1191-nucleotide messenger RNA. RefSeq lists its product as uncharacterized. Bases 1 to 1191 code for a protein of 396 amino acids. NCBI's taxonomy places the organism in Eukaryota, Fungi, Ascomycota, Eurotiomycetes, Eurotiales, Aspergillaceae. The transcript has 5 exons. The record is from RefSeq and is a predicted model, not a curated record.
AUGGCGAUCAAAGUCCCUGCGGGCCAGUCACCUCCCUUUGAGACGAUAGACGACAAACACCAUGCUGGUAUCAUCAUUGUCACCGCCGCCAUCUGUCUGAUGAUCUCGCUAGUCUGUCUACUGAUACGGGCAUACGUACGGAAGUUCCUGAGUCCACCGUGGGGUUCAGACGAUAUUGUUCUGUUCGGGGCGACGAUUGCCGCCCUUGUCGAGUCAAUCGUCAUAUUUCACGCUGCGAGGAUUGGCUUUGGGACUGACAUAUCGCUACUCACCCAAGAGGGCGUUGAUCGCAUACAAAAUUCCCUUCUCGCUGCCGACAUUCUCUAUUUACUUACUCUUUACCUCUCAAAAUGUUGCGUUAUUGCCAUAUACAUGCGUUUGACGCCUAGCAUGCGGCACAAGAUCAUCCUUUGGGCGACGUUCGGCCUUACUACAGUGGGUAUUAUCGUGUCGGUGCUGGUUAUCUCAGUGAACUGCGAGGGAAACAGGCCCUGGGUUGUACCUGGCGAUCAGUGCCAUAACCUGUUCGCCCGCUGGCAAGCAAUUGCGGCGCUAGAUAUCUCGACUGAAGUCUUAUUAUUCAUAUUCUCUGUCGCUUUAGUCUGGGGUUUGCAGAUGUCCAUCUCACAUAAAACCGUGAUCAUGGUAUCCUUCGCAGCGAGACUACCGUUAAUUAUCUUCUCUGCUCUCCACCUUUCCAGACUCAAAGAAUACACAAACGUCCACAACCCGACUUUCACGGCAAUCAACCACACAAUCUUCACCCAGCUCCAUCUGAACUACGCCCUUGUAGCAUGCACAGCCUUCUGCCUGCGCCCCUUCAUGAAUGCCCUCACAACUUACUAUGGCACCGCCGGCGACGCUUAUCUCAGCAGCAGUGGUGGCUAUGGGUACGGGUCCAGCGGGCAGGGAGAUACAGACCCCUAUGCGUCGGGGAGGUCGCGAGAUUACGAGCUGGGGCGUUUGAAAGGACGACCUACACGCCGGGCAAGUGUGUUGCUCAAGGAUAGACCGGAUAUGGGCGAUGGAACCGAGAAUGGGACGGUUCUUUGUGAGGCUACGGGGCCAGCGCAAUUGGGGGAGGGGAGACCUGAAGCGGACGUGGGUAGUACGCGUAGUGGAAGUGAUGGGAGCACGAGAAUGAUUAUUCGGAAGGAAGUGGAGUAUUCCGUUUCUGUAAUGCGAUCAUAG